AUGCCUUCCGCGCUCGCAUCAUCGUCGCGUCACUCAGAGACAUCAGUCAAGCAGGAGACUUUUGGCUUCAACUCUGCUGAAUCUUCUCCGAACAGCAAAAAGCGAAAGGUCAUCCACGACCAGGACGACGACGACGAGCAAGACGACGAACACGAUCUCGACGACUCCGCCUCCUCUUCGGCUUCGCCCUCCAAGUCCAGCCACAUCGGAGGACGCCGCAAAGCCAGCGACGAGGAGCGCAAGGCUCGUCUCGAAGCUCGUCAAGCCCGCAACCGUCUCUCGGCCCAAUACUCGCGAGAACGCAAAAAGGCGUACGUUGAGACGCUUGAAGGCUCUCUCAACGACCUCAAGGCCGAAAACACGCUGCUUCGUCAACAGCGCGAACAGGAUCAGUCUGUCCGUCAAGCCCUCGACGCUAAGCUUAACGAGGCUCAGCUGCGUGUUACUACGCUCGAGACCAUUCUCCGCACCGUCGCUCCUUCCCUCAUCCCGCUCCUUGGUGUCGUCCGAAAGGUCGGAAGCAACGUCGAUGUCAACGGCAGCAGCAUCGUCAAUCAAGGUUACCCCCUCGCCAGCCAGAUCAGCGUUCCUGCUCUCGAGCAGCCGUCGUCGAUCGCGGCCAGCGCCCAAGUCCCUCUCACUCAGCAUGUCGUCGAAGCAAAGGCAGCCGGUGUCGCCCGUGAAGCUGAGGCUCUCCUCUCCAACUUUAUUGACCUCGACGCCAAACCUGCCCACAGUGACGCGACGAUUGCGGCUCAAGAUCAAGGUUCCUCGACGCCUACCGCCCCGUCUCAACCUGUAUCUGUGGGCGAGAACCAUGCAGCAACAGCAGCAGCAGGCGGCGCCUUGCGACCAGCAGACGCCUCUGCCGAUGGUCUCGCAAGCCUGAGCACCGUCUCGACGGGCUUGAGCGAGGGUGCGAGUGACAACAGCAGCAGCAAUCAGAACAAGACCAUCAGCGAGACUGGCGAGUCCGCCAUCUUCAACACCAUCAGCUUGUCUCUCGCGCAGAACGAGGAGCAAAGCCUUCAAGAACGCUUCCGACUCCUGAACUCUCCUCUUCUUCCCACAGAGAGGAACAUGUGGGAGCUCGCCACCGACGCGAUGCUGCAAGAUAUCUACAGCACCUCUCAAGACACCGCCGCCAACGUCAACACCGACGCGGACGUCUCGUCAUCUGAGAUGGAUGUCAGCGCCGGCUCGUCGCCCUUCGACCUUGUCGAUCUGGACAUUGAGAUCGAGGAGCCUCUGCAGCUCAACAUUGGUCUCGGCGACGAGGAUGCCGUUGGUAGUGGAUUCCUGCCCGCGAGUCAUGAAAGGGCCGACGUUGCCGGUAUGGACUGGUCGGGUCUCAUGGCUUCGCUUGUUGCUUAA
Pseudozyma hubeiensis SY62 is the source of this 1374-nucleotide messenger RNA. RefSeq lists its product as hypothetical. Gene Ontology annotation, biological process: regulation of DNA-templated transcription. The record is from RefSeq and is a predicted model, not a curated record. NCBI's taxonomy places the organism in Eukaryota, Fungi, Basidiomycota, Ustilaginomycetes, Ustilaginales, Ustilaginaceae. The transcript has 2 exons. Bases 1 to 1374 code for a protein of 457 amino acids. Gene Ontology annotation, molecular function: DNA-binding transcription factor activity.